AGAAAGGAAGAUGGAAGCAUUUUUCAUGGCAAGAUGAACCGAACAUCCAUUGUUGUUUUCCAUUUCAAGUAUCUGUAAUCUGCAUUCCAUUUUAUAAUCAUCAUCAUUAUUUGCAAUGAAAUUUUAAUAAAUUUUGCAUCUCAGCAAAGUGAAGAUUGUAUCAAUUACGGAAGUUUUGCCCUGGACAAACGCCAUUCGGACUACAGCAUGUUAACGAAACCCACAUGUCUAAAUUCCUUCUCUACUCUUCCUCCUAAAACUAGAGUUGAUAUAGAAUAUGAAGAUGAUUGGUCUGAACGUGUUGAGUUUUAUUCUAUUCUCAAUUUUGAUGUUGCCAAUCUUGACAACUUUCUGAAUCAGCUGGCUGAAAAAGGGCCUAACAGUGGAUUCUACAAAACCACAGCAGGGGAGAAGUCAGACGAGGUUUAUUGUCUUGUGCAGUGUAGAAAGGAUGUUUCUGCAGCAAACUGUGCUAACUGCACAAACCAAUCCAUAACUGUGGCCGUUCAGGAUUGCCCCAAGAGCAAAACGGUUAAGGUUUGUUUCACAUGGUGCUAUCCCCGGUAUUCAGAACAGCCUUUCUUUAGUGUGGGGGAUAAAUCCUCAGCAGCAAUAUACAAUUGCACCGACUCUGAUAACCCAUCUGUUGCAUCCCAAGGGUUCGACUUCAUGAACGAGUUUGCAGCUGUCGCUGCAAAUCAGACUCUGAUGCUUCAGGCUGGAAGGCCGGAUGUUGGACAUAGCGGGUGGAGGUCUGGUAUGGUCCAGUGCAAUAGGGAUAUUAGUCGAGCUAGCUACAGCAAGUGCUUGGAUGCUCAGAGGCAUGACUAUCAGUUCUAUUUCAACAUCUCCACCUCUUCUAAUGAUGGCAAAUUACAGAACUACAUUAAUCAUUGUUUUGCCUUGAUCUUGAAGUUAUACUUGCAAUAUGCCUGUAGCCAUUGGAUGUUGUUCAGUUAUGCAAGGUUGAAGGAAAGCCCAACAAUGGCACAAUUGAAAAGAAACGCAGAGUAUGAGGCAGAGUCUUGUGACUUGAGCAGGCUUUCCAUUAAAGCACUCACUAGAAAAUUACAAGCUCACGAAAAAAGACUUGCAAUGAGACCUGAUGAAAGUGUCGAAGGAGCAUGUCAAGCUAUGGACAAGGGGAAAUAUUCAGUUGCAAGAUUAGAUUGGAAGCAGGAAGCUAACAAAGUUGAAAAAGGAGGACAAAUCAUCUUGAAAAAGACUGUUGGCACAAAGGAAAGCCAAGAGGAUUCUUGGUAUGUUGAUAGUGGCUGUACAAAUCAUAUGGUCAGAGAUGUGAAGCUAUUUACGAAGCUAGACAAGUCUUUUCGAACAAGAGUCAGACUUGGCAGUGGAUAUGUAGUGCAAGCAGGUGGCAAGGGCAAUGUCUCAAUUCAAACUAAGGAAGUGAAGUAUACACCGCAGCAAAAUGUUGUUUUUGAGAGAAAAAGUGGUGGUGGAAAUGGCUGGAAGCAUGUGCAUACUGCUGUUUAUUUGCUGAAUGGUCUUCCAACUAGAGCUGUUGAAGGUAAAACUCCUAUUGACGCUUGGUUUGGACUUAAGCCUUUAGCUUAUCAUUUGAAGGUUUUUGGUUCUAUGUGUUAUAUGCAUGUUCCAGCAGCUAAAAGAACCAAGUUGGAUGAGAAAGCUAAGAUGGGAAUUUUGGUUGGUUAUGCAGCAAAGUCAAAGGGAUACAGAAUUUACAAUUUGCAGUCUCAAAAGUGGAAGUGCAUAGAGAUGUUUUAAUUGAUGAAUCUGCUUCUUAGAGCUGGGAUGAUCAGAAAUUAUUAAGGAGUCUUCUUUUUAGUUAAAUGGAGACUUGAAUGUUAAACAAAGUAGAGCUUCUACUUCUAAACACCAAAAUGUUGUUGAAACUGAUGAUGAUUCACCUCCUUUGAAGGUAAAGUCACUUGAAGAUGUGUAUGCUAGCUACAAUUUGGUUACUUAUGAUCCAACUUGUUUUAUUGAAGCUUAAAAACAUGAUGAGUGGAUGGUAGCUAUGAAAGAAGAGCUGGUUAUGAUUGAAAAGAACAAAACUUGAUCACUUUG
This is a messenger RNA of Rubroshorea leprosula, 2052 nucleotides long. The record is from the annotation of a GenBank genome assembly. NCBI's taxonomy places the organism in Eukaryota, Viridiplantae, Streptophyta, Magnoliopsida, Malvales, Dipterocarpaceae.